Molecule: messenger RNA, 2385 nt
Organism: Dromiciops gliroides (monito del monte)
Lineage: Eukaryota; Metazoa; Chordata; Mammalia; Microbiotheria; Microbiotheriidae
Product: pre-mRNA-processing factor 40 homolog A-like
Biological process (GO): mRNA cis splicing, via spliceosome
Cellular component (GO): U1 snRNP; U2-type prespliceosome
Molecular function (GO): protein binding; RNA binding
Source: RefSeq, a predicted model, not a curated record
AUGCCUGGAAUGAUGUCUUCAGUCAUGCCUGGGAUGAAGAUGACUCAUAUGUCUCAGGCUAGCAUACAGCCUGCUUUACCGCCAGGACAAUUAUUAUCUAAAUGCCCCUGGAAGGAGUACAAAUCUGACUCUGGAAAGCCUUAUUAUUACAAUUCUCAAACAAAGGAAUCUCGCUGGGCCAAACCCAAGGAACUUGAGGAUCUUGAAGGAUACCAGAAUAUCAUUGUUGCUGGAAGUCUCAUUACAAAACCAAACCUGCAUGCAAUGAUCAAAGCAGAAGAAAGCAAUGAAGAAGAAUCAACCACAUCAGCUGCCCCAGUUCCUACAACAGAAGGUCCAACUACAAUGAGCACUAUGACUUCUGCUGCAGCAGCUGCCAAUGCUAAUACUUCCAUAUCAACUCCUUCCUCCAUUGUUGCUACAAUGGCACCAAUUGUCACUGAGCCUGAAGUUACUUCCAUUGUUGCUACUGUCAUAGAGAAUGACAAUACAGUAACAAUUUCAACAGAGGAACAAGCACAACUUGUUAUUGUCCGUGAACAAAGUGCAGAAGUGUCUAGCAAUGUACCAGAGGAAGCAUCCUCAAAGCGACAAGCUUCAAUAGAUUACACCUCCAAAAAGGAGGGAGAAGAUGGUCAACCUGCUAAAAUAACAUAUCCUUGGAAUGCAAAAGAAGAAGCAAAAAAAGCUUUUAAAGAGUUAUUAAAAGAAAAGCGAGUACCAUCUAAUGCCUCAUGGAAUCAAGCAAUGAAAAUGAUUAUCAAUGACCCGCGAUACAGUGCCCUGGCAAAGCUUAGUGAAAAAAAGCAGGUCUUUAAUGCAUAUAAAGUCCAGACAGAGAAAGAAAAAAAAGAAGAAGCGAGAUCAAAAUAUAAGGAAGCUAAGGAGUCCUUUCAGCAGUUUCUUGAAAACCAUGAAAAAAUGACUUCUACAACUAGAUAUAAAAAAGCUGAACAAAUGUUUGGAGAGAUGGAAGUAUGGAAUGCAAUAUCUGGGCAAGAUCGUCUUGAAAUUUAUGAAGAUGUCUUAUUCUUUCUUUCAAAAAAAGAAAAGGAACAAGCAAAGCAGUUGCGAAAGAGAAAUUGGGAGGCCUUCAAAAAUAUACUUGACAACAUGGCUAAUGUUACCUACUCCACUACUUGGUCCGAAGCCCAGCAAUAUCUGCUGGAUAACCCUACCUUUGCAGCAGAUGAGGAGCUACAGAACAUGGACAAAGAAGAUGCACUGAUAUGUUUUGAAGAAUGUAUCCGGGCUUUAGAAAAAGAAGAAGAAGAAAAAAACCAAAAGCGUUUGUUACGAGAAAGGAGGCAACAGCGUAAAAACAGAGAAUCUUUUCAGAUAUUUUUAGAUGAGUUGCAUGAACGUGGACAGCUGCAUUCUAUGUCAUCUUGGAUGGAAUUAUAUCCAACAAUUAGUUCUGAUAUUAGAUUUACCAACAUGCUUGGUCAGCCUGGUUUUUCAUCAGGAUCAACUGCACUUGAUCUUUUCAAGUUUUAUAUUGAGGAUCUAAAAGCACGUUAUCAUGAUGAAAAAAAGAUAAUAAAAGACAUUCUAAAGGAUAAAGGAUUUCUGGUUGAAGCAAAUAGUACCUUUGAAGAUUUUGUAGCAGUAAUCAGUUCAACUAAAAGAUCAAAAACAUUAGAUGCUGGAAACAUCAAAUUGGCUUUUAAUAGUUUGUUAGAAAAGGCAAAAGCCCAUGUACAGGAAAGAGAAAAGGAAGAGGCUCGGAAAAUGAAACGAAAAGAGUAUGCAUUCAAGAGUAUGUUGAAACAGGCUGCUCCUCCGAUAGAAUUGGAUGCAGUCUGGGAAGAUAUUCGAGAAAGAUUUGUAAAGGAAGUGGCAUUUGAAGACAUCACUCUAGAGUCUGAAAGAAAAAGAAUAUUUAAGGAUUUCAUGCAUGUGCUUGAGCAUGAAUGUAAGCAUCAUCAUUCAAAGAACAAGAAACAUUCUAAAAAAUCUAAAAAACAUCACAGGAAACGUUCACAUUCUCGAUCGGGCUCAGAUUCAGAUGAUGAUAAUAGCCAUUCAAAGAAAAAGAGGCAAAGGUCAGAAUCCAGGUCUGCUUCAGAACCUUCUUCUACUGCUGAGUCUGAGAGAAGUUACAAGAAAUCCAAAAAAAAGAAGAAGAAAAGCAAGAAGAGGAGACACAAAUCUGAUUCUCCAGAGUCUGAUGCUGAAUGAGAAAAGGAUAAAAAAGAAAAAGAAAGAGAAAAUGAAAAGGAUAGAACUAGGCAGAGAUUAGAAUCAAAACACAAAUCCCCUAAAAAGAAGACUAGAAAGGAUUCUGGUAAUUGGGAUACUUCUGUCAGUGAACCGAGUAAAGGGGAAUUAGAAAAGCAGAGAAGGACCCUCUUGUAACAACUGGACAAUAAUUUUCAUGGUUGA